This is a messenger RNA of Coccomyxa subellipsoidea C-169, 3549 nucleotides long. RefSeq names its product HSP90-domain-containing protein. Gene Ontology annotation, molecular function: ATP binding; ATP-dependent protein folding chaperone; ATP hydrolysis activity. The record is from RefSeq and is a predicted model, not a curated record. NCBI's taxonomy places the organism in Eukaryota, Viridiplantae, Chlorophyta, Trebouxiophyceae, Coccomyxaceae. Gene Ontology annotation, cellular component: perinuclear region of cytoplasm; cytosol; plasma membrane. Bases 1 to 2112 code for a protein of 703 amino acids. The transcript has 16 exons. Gene Ontology annotation, biological process: cellular response to heat; protein stabilization; protein folding.
AUGGCAGAGCCCGAGACCUUCGCCUUCCAGGCUGAGAUCAACCAGCUGCUCAGUCUGAUCAUUAACACGUUCUACUCCAACAAGGAAAUCUUCUUGAGGGAACUGAUCAGCAAUGCCUCGGACGCUAUUGACAAAGUCCGUUUCCAGUCCCUCACUGACAAGUCGGUGCUGGAGAGCAACCCAGAGCUUUACAUCCACAUCACGCCUGACAAGGCCAACAACACGCUCACGAUCACAGACUCUGGUGUCGGCAUGACAAAGGCGGAUCUGGUGAACAACUUGGGAACCAUCGCACGCUCGGGGACCAAGGCGUUCAUGGAGGCUCUGAGUGCCGGCGCGGACAUCAGCAUGAUUGGCCAGUUCGGCGUGGGUUUCUACUCCGCCUACCUGGUUGCAGACCGCGUGAGCGUCAUCACAAAGCACAACGAUGACGAGCAGUACAUAUGGGAGAGCCAGGCCGGCGGCUCUUUCACCAUCGCGCGUGACACCGUCAACCCGUCGCUUGGCCGCGGCACGCAGAUCACCCUCCACCUCAAGGAGGACCAGAUGGAGUACCUCGAGGAGCGCCGCCUCAAGGACUUGAUCAAGAAGCACAGCGAGUUCAUCUCGUACCCGAUCAGCCUGUGGGUGGAGAAGACCACCGAGAAGGAGGUGGAUGAUGACGAGGAGGAGGAGCCCAAGGACGACGACGAGGAGGGCAAGGUUGAGGAGAUCAAGGAGGAGGAGGAGGAGGAGAAGAAGGAGAAGAAGAAGAAGAAGGUGAAGGAGGUGUCGCACGAGUGGCAGCUGGUGAACAAGCAGAAGCCCAUCUGGAUGCGCAACCCCGAGGAGAUCUCCAAGGAGGAGUACGAGGCCUUCUACAAGUCCCUCACCAAUGACUGGGAGGAGCCCCUGGCGCAGAAGCACUUUGCUGUGGAGGGCCAGCUAGAGUUCAAGUCCAUCCUCUUCGUGCCCAAGCGCGCCCCCUUCGACCUCUUCGACACCAGGAAGAAGUCGAACAACAUCAAGCUGUAUGUGAGGCGGGUGUUCAUCAUGGACAACUGCGAGGAGCUCAUCCCCGAGUGGCUCGGCUUCAUGAAGGGCAUCGUGGACAGCGAGGACCUGCCCCUCAACAUCUCCCGCGAGAUGCUCCAGCAGAACAAGAUCCUCAAGGUCAUCAAGAAGAACCUCAUCAAGAAGAGCAUUGAGCUCUUCAAUGAGAUUGCCGAGAACAAGGAUGACUACAACAAGUUCUACGAGUCCUUCGGCAAGAACCUGAAGCUGGGAGUGCACGAGGACAGCGCCAACCGCUCCAAGCUGGCAGAGCUGCUCCGCUACCACUCCACCAAGUCUGGUGAGGAGCUGACGAGUCUGAAGGACUAUGUGACCCGGAUGAAGGAGAGCCAGAAGGACAUCUACUACAUCACCGGCGAGUCGCGCAAGGCCGUCGAGAACUCCCCCUUCAUCGAGCGCCUCAAGAAGAAGAACCUCGAGGUGCUGUUCCUGGUGGACCCCAUCGAUGAGUAUGCGGUGCAGCAGCUGAAGGAGUACGACGGCAAGAAGCUGGUGAGCGUGACCAAGGAGGGCCUGACUAUCGACGAGACCGAGGAGGACAAAAAGCGGCUGGAGGAGCUCAAGGCCUCCUACGAGCCCCUCUGCGGCCUCAUCAAGGACAUCCUCUCCGACAAGGUCGAGAAGGUGGUGGUGGGCGAGCGCGCGGUGGACUCGCCAUGCGUGCUGGUGACGGGCGAGUACGGCUGGAGCGCCAACAUGGAGCGCAUCAUGAAGGCGCAGGCCCUGCGCGACUCCUCCAUGUCCUCCUACAUGACCUCCAAGAAGACCCUGGAGAUCAACCCCGAAAACGCCAUCGUCUCGGAGCUGAAGAAGCGCGCUGACGUGGACAAGAGCGACAAGACGGUGAAGGACCUGGUGCUGCUGCUGUUUGAGACUGCGCUGCUGACUAGCGGCUUCUCCCUGGACGAGCCCAACACCUUUGGCACGCGCAUCCACCGCAUGAUCAAGCUCGGCCUCUCCAUCGACGAGGACGACCUGCCCGUGGAGGGUGAUGACGAGGACCUGCCACCCCUUGAGGAGGAUGUGGAUGAGGGCUCCCGCAUGGAGGAGGUUGACUAAGUGCAGCACAGACAACAAAGACAGCAGCCGGUGGGGAGCAGUCAGUGUGGUUGUUCCUUCCCAAGCGCAUGCCUGGAUGCUUUGAGCCGCAGAAGAGACGGGCAAAGUGCCAAGAUUGCUGUGCAUUUGACAAGAGGCUGCAGUGUGCCCCAGAAAGGGGGAGGCUUGGCUGGCUUGGUGCCAAUGGCACAGUGGAAGUGUAGCAAUAUAAGGAGUUGUCCUCUAGCAGAGGGUUUGUCCUUGAACAUCCUGCCCGUGUGAGAAUGUUGAUUCGUGUGUGAUGGGUUUCCUCACAGAGUAUUCUUCACUUUUCCACAGAACAAUUCAUGCUGUCAUAGGAAGGAAUUUAGUACCGGAACAAGCACAUCAUUUUGUUCUAAAUCCUUGCCAAUGAGAUAUCGAUAUAGAGGCAGAGCCAAACGUGAUACGUGCUGUGGUUGAAUCUUAAGCCUCGCCUAAGGUGCAGUGCCCUUUGGCUGUGUAAUACAGCUUGAGCAAAGUCACAGACAUGCAUGAAUAUAUUGUUUGCGAGCUGUUUUACUCACAGUUCCACUUGCAACUUGCCUGAGAUCAUUUCGCCACAAUCAUGCCACCCUUCAAGGCAGUGUCCAUUCUGAGCCAUCAUCAUGAUACACACCAAAUCCAGACUGGAGGUCAAGAACAUGGACAUCCUCUCUUAAAAAACCCAGUACAUUUGUCACAAUUCUGUUCUUCCCUACCAUUGCGAGCGAAGCUUAAAGUCCAAAGCUUAGUUCUGCUUGCUGAUCUGUCAAUAGUGCAUGCCACAGACUCCUUGCCACUGUUGUCCAUGCGAAGAACCUCACAAUGGCAGCAAAAGGCUCUUCCAGAGCAUGUGCUCUUCCAUCAUAAUAAUAUACAAUAGCAUUGAGGCACGCGUCAAUGUGUGAGCCUGGCGACAUCAAUUCUCCUGUCCAUCCAUCGUCCAGACCUUACGCCAUGACAGGGAUGUUGAAGACGACAACACCGUGGCCCAGGUUGAUGAGCUUGUCUGGUCUUUUGUACACCACAAAAUUAUAAAACAAUUGAUGAUGGAACUUGUACAACGCCCUCCAAGUCAAGCCCUUCUUUCCAGAGAGGUCGGCGUGGCGGGACAUACGGAACUUGCUGCAGCACAGCUCCUGCCAUAAAGAAUCGUCACUCAGGACAGCUUCCCUUGAGAACUUGCACACUUGUUCAAAGGUGCACAAGUCUCUCGCGUUGUCAAAUUUACACGCCACCAAGUGCACAAUGUGCAAUGGAAGGUUCUCUAAUUUCACGGGACCCUUCAGCGGUGUCUGCUCAGGCAGAGUGUGCAGAAAUUGCGGGUGCACUAUUAAAGCUUUCUUACCCAUCGUCCUGAAUGACCAUAUAAAACAGGAUGCUGCUUCUCAAUGCCAAGCUAGCUCGCGAGAACCAAUAGUUUUACAUCCUGACCGU